AUGGGAUGUAAAUCCUGCAUUUGCUCCCAAAGAAGGAGAGUGCCUUGGCGAAACACCACCACACCACACCCAAAGCUGGACUGUUUGGUCCCUGUGUGGUCCUGCAACGCAUUGCGGAUGACGCGCUCGAUAUCGAUUUUCGCGACCCAGGCCCAGCCCAAGCCCUUAUCCCCAUUAUCUUUGCUGUUUGCUGAUUCACAACUUUCACAGAACAUGGGAUCUGCAGGAAUUGCCAUUGGACCCGACGGAAAGCCACUCAAACGGCAGGAAAAGCGAAACCAAGUUCCUCGAGGAGGCAUCACAAAACCAGGGAUGAAAAGGGGUGGAAUGCCUAUGCGUCCAAUGCGUGGUGGGAUGCCCGGUCCCCUUAUGGGAGGACCUGGAUUUGGCCCAGGUCCCUUCGGACCAGGUUUUGGACCAGGAAUGAGGGGACCCAUGCCGUAUGGAGGACCAAGCCAUAAUAUGGGAUUUGGUCCAGGAGACCAGAACGUUAGCUUUUUCAAAGGACCUCAGCCACCCGUUCCUAUGGGGAUGGGCGACGCUAGGACAGGUCCAAUGCAGUCAGGUCCAGCAAUGACACCAUCGGCUACUACAGUGGGAAGAGGUGCUGUUGGCGGAGGAGGAUUUGGAACGGGAGGAGCUGACGCUCCCAAUGGAACAGCAACUAACAGUGCUAACGAAGUUCCAGGAUUUGGAACCAAUAGUAGCAUUCAUGAAUUGUUUGGUAAAAUGGUUUGGAAGAAAAUGGAAGGUUUGCGCGAUGAAAACGUUAUUGAUCGUCUGCAGAACCGCAUCAUGAACAUGAUACACGAAGCUCUUGCUGAGCAGUCUGGCGGUAAUGGGAACAGCAGCAACCAAGUUUCUACCACAAACGGACGUCAAGUUGGUGGAUUCAGAUCAUUCUGA
This is a messenger RNA of Necator americanus (New World hookworm), 906 nucleotides long. RefSeq lists its product as uncharacterized. The transcript has 10 exons. Lineage: Eukaryota; Metazoa; Nematoda; Chromadorea; Rhabditida; Ancylostomatidae. The record is from RefSeq and is a predicted model, not a curated record. The coding region runs from base 1 to 906 and encodes 301 amino acids.